AAGCUAUCUGAUUCUUUGGCUUUUAAUGUGAAAAUUUAUGGUGCAGAUGGGGAAUGGGUGUAGACGACACAUAUGAAAUUAAAGGCGUUUGAAUCGCCAUCUCUCCCUCUCUCUCUCUCUCUCUCUCUCUCUCUCUCUCUCUCUCUCUCUCUCUCUCUCUCUUUCUGUCUAUCAUCUAGAAGUCCUAAAAUGUGGAAUGGGCUGGUGUACUUCGCCACCUCAGGGGACAGGAGCUUUGGAAUUUUCAAUGCCAAAACAAAACUACAAUGAGCUAAAAGAAGGAAGCAAGCUCAGCAUCUCUCUCACUGUCUCACUCCCGUAAGCAAAACUUGCAGAAAGAUGGAGGUUGAAUAUCAGGAGGACUACACAAGGAAUUCCAGAGGAGUGCAGCUUUUCACUUGCAGAUGGUUGCCUUUCUCAUCUCCAAAGGCCCUUGUUUUCCUCUGCCAUGGGUAUGGCAUGGAAUGCCGCAGCUCCAUGAGAGGAUGUGGCAUCAGGCUAGCUUGCGCAGGAUAUGCUGUGAUCGGGAUCGACUACGAAGGCCAUGGGCGGUCUAGGGGUGCCCGCUGUUACAUCAAGAAGUUCAAUAACAUUGUUAAUGACUGCAAUAAUUUUUUCAAAUCAGUUUGUGCGCAGGAAGAGUACAGGGAUAUGAAAAAGUUCUUGUAUGGGGAGUCAAUGGGAGGAGCCGUGGCCCUACUGCUUCACAAGAAGGACCCUACUUUCUGGGAUGGUGCAGUUCUAGUUGCACCAAUGUGUAAGAUAUCGGAGAAGGUGAAACCACACCCGGUGGUUGUGAAUAUAUUGACCAGAGUAGAAGAGAUCAUACCUAAAUGGAAGAUAGUCCCCACAAAGGAUGUCAUCAAUUCUGCCUUCAAAGACCCUGUUAAGAGAGAAGAGGUGAGGAGCAACAAGUUGAUCUACCAAGACAAGCCUAGGCUUAAAACAGCCUUGGAAAUGCUCAGAGUUAGCAUGAGCCUUGAGGACAGUUUAAACGAGGUGAAGCUGCCAUUCUUUGUGCUGCAUGGGGAGGCAGACAUAGUGACAGAUCCAGAAGUCAGCAAGGCAUUGUAUGAGCAUGCUAGCAGCAAAGACAAGACCAUAAAAUUGUAUCCGGGAAUGUGGCACGCUUUGACAUCGGGAGAGCCCGAUGGCAAUGUCGAGACAGUCUUUGCAGACAUUGGAGCUUGGCUGGACAAGCGCACCGGGGCAGAUACUGCCCUUGUUGCCAUUCCACAAGGUUACCAUCUUCAUGACCUUACCACUGUGAAACUCACACCCACAAUCCCACUGCAGCCAACAGAGGAAAGACCAAAGCAGCUGAGGACAAAACCCCAAGGAAGUUAUCUCUGUGGGUGGAAGAGGCGCUACACGCACCAUCACUCGGCACUGUAGCCCAAUUUUCUUGGUGCUCAUCGCCAGUCCUAGCCUGUCCCACAUCUUGUCUGAUCUAUGACAACAUUAAAUUUUCUUUUUGUUAGCCUUUAAAAUGUGAAAAAUCAAGCAUGAAAAUCAAGUUGUUACCGAGAAAAACAAUAACAGAGGAGUAUAUUAUAAAGAAAAGGAAAUAGGAAGUGGCUUUUUACGUGUUGAUGUAGCAAA
Malania oleifera is the source of this 1602-nucleotide messenger RNA. RefSeq names its product caffeoylshikimate esterase-like. Lineage: Eukaryota; Viridiplantae; Streptophyta; Magnoliopsida; Santalales; Ximeniaceae. Bases 340 to 1395 code for a protein of 351 amino acids. Gene Ontology annotation, cellular component: membrane. Gene Ontology annotation, molecular function: lipase activity. The record is from RefSeq and is a predicted model, not a curated record. The transcript has 9 exons.